Molecule: messenger RNA, 2452 nt
Organism: Cucumis melo (muskmelon)
Lineage: Eukaryota; Viridiplantae; Streptophyta; Magnoliopsida; Cucurbitales; Cucurbitaceae
Product: U-box domain-containing protein 7
Exons: 2
Coding region: 568-1911 (447 amino acids)
Molecular function (GO): protein binding
Source: RefSeq, a predicted model, not a curated record
ACAUAAAGUUAUGAACAAGGACACAUUUUAACAAAUUGAAUGCAGAUUGUGACAAUGCAAUAAUGGAGUAAAGUGGUUUAAAAAAUUAACCAAACGGGGAAAAAACGAACCAAAGACAAUUAGUUUUUUUUUUAUUUUUAUUAUUAUUAUUAUUUAAAAAUCUUAAUUUGAAAAGUAUAAAAAGAGAGGUACAUGAACCAAAUUAGGAAAAGAAAAAAAGAAGGAUAAAUUAGUAUAAGAUCUCAAUAAUUAAGAUAAUUAGGUGAUCUAAAUAAUAACGAAGAGAAUAUGUGGGGUUUGUGUUAAGGCUUAAGAGCGGUCUCCUUCGUACGUUAUUUCUUUUUGGUGUUCUUUUUUCUUUUUUGGUUUUAUUUAAUUUGAAUUGAAUGGUUAAUUUAUUUAGAGGCAUGGGAUGAUAUUACUAUUGGGUUGGGAGUUGUGAGUGCAUGUGCCUAAUUGCCUUUUCCCUUCCCUCUGUUUUCUUCAAGAAUCAUAUCUCUCUCUCGAUCUCUCUCUCACACACACACACACAAUUCAUCAAACUUCCGUUUGUUUCUUUCUCUCAACAUGAAUCCCAUCUCCCCUCUUCCUUCUUCUUCUUCUUCUUCUUCUUCUUCUUCUUCUCAAACGCCCAUUUGGGUAUAUUCAUACAUCAAGCUUCGAUUUUUCAAUCGAAUCCGACGGUUCCUUCGUUCCAAAACGCCUAAGAAGCCAUAUGUCUCAACCAAGGAAUCAAUCAAUGUUACACCAACUAGUAAUGAAGUUAUGCAAGUUGCAGAUGCUGGUUGGGACUGUAAUAGUAGAGUUGAAGGUGGCGCCGGUGUAUCUGCGGCGGCGUUGCGGAUGACAGUUAAGAAGCUUCACUUUGGGAGCUGGGAAGAGAAGGAGAUUGCAGCCGAGAUGAUUGAGAAAAUGUCUAAAGAGGACGUUGAGUUGAAAAAGUUAAUGGUGGACCUCCGGGUUGUACCCGCCUUGGUUUCGAUGGUGGCAUCCGACGCCGUGGGGCGGCCGGAGGUGGCUGUUAAAGCGUUGCUUGAGCUUGCUAAAGGAAGCUUCGAGAACAAGGCCCUCAUGGUGGAGGCAGGAAUCUUACACAAACUUCCAAGUAAUAUCCAAGCCAUGGAUGAAUCAGCAAAACAUGACUUUGCAAGAUUGCUGUUGUCACUGUCAUCUCUGAUCAAUUCCCAUUUCACAAUUGCCUUACAGACGAAUGAAAGAGGAAUCCCCUUCCUUGUGGACAUUCUUGAUUCAACCUCAAAUUUCGAGACCCAAAAAUGCUGCCUUGAAACUCUCUAUAACAUCUCCACAGUGCUAGAAAAUGUAGGACCUCUGGUCUCAAAUGGUGUGGUGCACAUCCUCUUGAAAAUGUCCUCAUCCAAAGGCCUUUCGGAUCGAGCACUCGCAGCAUUAGGGAACUUGGUGGUGACUUCACAGGGAAAAAGGGAAAUGGAGAGCAGCCAAAUGGUCCCGGAUAGUCUUAUAAAGAUUAUGACAUGGGAGGACAGACCAAAAUCUAUAGAGUUAUCUGCUUAUAUCUUAAUGAUGUUAGCACAUCAGAGCUCAGAACAGAGAGAGAAGAUGGCAAAAUCUGGUAUUGUCGCCGUGCUUCUUGAAGUGGCAUUACUAGGUAGUCCAUUAGCUCAAAAGAGGGCCCUAAAGCUAUUACAAUGGUUUAAGAAUGAGAAGCAAGCAAAAAUGGAUCCACAUUCUGGGCCACAGACAGGAAGAAUAGUGAUUGGGUCGCCUGUAAAUCAAAGAGAAGUUCAGGAAGGGAGAAAAAUGAUGAAGAAUUUGGUAAAACAAAGCUUGUAUAAGAAUAUGGAGUUGAUUACUGGGCGAGCUAGUGCGGGAGACCCAGCAAAGCUAAAGAACUUGGUUAUUAGCACCAGUUCCAAAAGCUUACCUUUCUGAUGUUAAAUUUCUGUGCUCCACAACUUUUUUUCCCAUCAGAAGCACAAAAAUACUCUUCAGCAACGACCCUAAGAUUGCAGAAGAUGGUUAGAAUUAGAAGAAAAGCGAGUGUUGUCUGGAGAAGCAAGAAAAGAAUUUGCUUGAAGGAGCCUCUCAUUUUUGUUGUACAGCUCUGAUCACGUGGAAAAAUAAAUGACCCAAGAAUUUUUUGGUUCCAUUAUUCUUUGUAAGAAUUGAGCCGACAAAAACUCGACUUGAGUUUUUAAUCUGUUGCUCUUCUUGAUGUCAAAAAAUUUGGUAUUUUUAGGAAUUUAGGUAGGUAUUUUAUGAACACUGCCUAUUAAGAAAAUCUUUGCGAACGUAGACAAAUAUUUUCUCUUAAGAAUCUUGAGAAGUAGAAAUAUAUUUUCUCUUAAAGAAUCUUGAGAACCCUUCGGAAAGAGUUUCUUUUAUUUUUUAUGAAACAAUUUGUCAAUUUUCAUUGAGAAAGAAUGAAAGAAGUAGAUGGGUUUGCUUUUACCCAGCUAUAAAAUUAUUGAUA